GACACGCACACGAGAGCCCUACCCAGGCCAGGAGAGCCUAUAAAAGCGGGAUGCGACUCUGAGCAACACACAUAAAUCCAACAGGAGACGCUUGGAGACCUGGUCCCUGAAGGACAGCUCGCAAACUGCGUGUUGAGAUGAGGGGCUUUACGCUGAAUAACGUUUGCCAGUGUGGCUUAUUUACUUAUCUCGUCUUAUUUUCGUUCGUGUCUUUUACCACUGCAGUCAGCUUCGACCUGACUGAGCUUAGGAAUAAAGUUGCAAAAAUAAAAGUGAAUCCAAGAGGCAAUCUUUGGGCUACAGGACACUUCAUGGGGAAGAAGAGCGUGAUGGAUCCCCCCCUGAUGCCCCCGGCGGAGGGGCCGGGCGAUGGGGCGCUGGAGGUCUCCCUCCCCGGGGAGCAGAGCGCGCUCGGACAGCUCUUCCAAGAGUUUCUGCGCGUGGCGUUACAAGCGCAGGUGGACACACACGAGAGUCGCUCCAAAAACCAGGAGGUGGACUUGUUGGCGAAAAUUUUGGAAAGCUACAUCCAAAGCAAAAAGUGAUACAGAAGAUGGAAGUCUGGCACGCAUACACAUCUGACCUCAUGGGUUAGAAAUGAAUCAACUAGACACACAGUACAGUCUCCUGCUCAUCAUGAUUGUAAUCUACUGUAACUAUCACUGGAUACUUCUACAGCUCAUGUGCCAUUUGCAAUACCAAAUAAAUGUUUUUUUUCCCCCCUCAGUUGAUUUUGAGGAUGAUAUAUCA
This is a messenger RNA of Scophthalmus maximus (turbot), 750 nucleotides long. RefSeq names its product neuromedin Bb (gene nmbb). The transcript is spliced from 3 exons. Bases 138 to 545 code for a protein of 135 amino acids. NCBI's taxonomy places the organism in Eukaryota, Metazoa, Chordata, Actinopteri, Pleuronectiformes, Scophthalmidae. Gene Ontology annotation, molecular function: neuromedin B receptor binding; neuropeptide hormone activity. Gene Ontology annotation, biological process: neuropeptide signaling pathway; positive regulation of hormone secretion. The record is from RefSeq and is a predicted model, not a curated record. Gene Ontology annotation, cellular component: neuron projection.